Molecule: messenger RNA, 825 nt
Organism: Lathyrus oleraceus (garden pea)
Lineage: Eukaryota; Viridiplantae; Streptophyta; Magnoliopsida; Fabales; Fabaceae
Exons: 1
Coding region: 1-825 (274 amino acids)
Source: RefSeq, a predicted model, not a curated record
AUGGGCAAGGGCAUGUUUUCCGAAACAAACCCACCACCUCGACCACCUGUUGAAGCUCCUCUUACAGAACAUAACUCUUCUUUAGAACUAACACUACAAAAUCCUGUUUCAGAACCGGUUCAGAGUGCUGUUCCAGAACCAGAACCGGUUCAGACUCCUUUUCUGAACAUGUUUUCUCAACCAGUCCCACCAUCUCAACCACCGGCUCAGAGUUAUCUUCUAGAACCGACAUUGUUUCAGUUUCACAGUUUGUUUCCUCAAGUAAUCCCACCACCUCAACAACCAAUCUUGAAUUUGCUUCCUCCGGCAUCACGUCCUUGCAAACGCGCUCGCCGUGACGAUCAAAGAACUGAUACUAUUGAUGCACCUUUCGUAUGGGCUACUAACCGAAGAGCAAGAGUUCACAGUUUCGAUUAUCUUCUCCAAAAGGAAAUCUUUGAUAUCAAAGGAGAUGUUGAGUGCAACAAAUGCGAAAGGAAAUUCCAAAUAUCAUUUGACGUGAGAGACAAGUUUCCUGAAAUCUACGACUAUAUUUUGAAAAAUAGCCGAGCCAUGAACGAGAGGGCGCCACUAAAUAUAUGGAAGAAUCCAACAUUGCCGGACUGUAUGCAUUGUAAUAAGAAAAACUGCGUGAAGCCAAUCAUUGCUGAGAAGAAAAAGAAGAUCAAUUGGUUGUUUUUGUUUCUGGGACAAAUGCUUGGCUGCUGCAAUAUCACACAGUUGAGAUAUUGCUGCAAAUACAACAACGAUCAUCGAACCGGCGCGAAAGAUAGAGUUCUUUACUCAACAUAUCUUGCACUCUGCAAGCAACUUCAAUCUGUCUGA